GGUUUUCGAACAUUUCCACACUCAAUUUUUUUUGUCACCUUAUCUUUUCGACUUAACUCGUAGUUAACAGCUAAACAUGGCAGAACCUGCGAUUGGCCAAGAAGAGAAUUUCAUCUUGUCCACGUUUCAUGGUGUAUGGUUGAACCGAUGCUUGAGCCUUGUAGUGGGCUUCAAGAUUCCUGACCUACUCUGCAACACCGACAAGCCGUCUGUGAGCAUCGAGGACAUAGCUGCUAAAACAGGAUGUUCUUCUUCUGAGAAAAUUUACUUGAUCAUGCGCUUACUCGCUCAAUGGGGAAUAGGCAAAGAACUUGAAAACAGACACUUUGCCAAGAACAGAGCAAUGGAGCUCCUAAGGAUGGACCAGGGACCAAGUUUUGGACACUUCUUAAGCAGCUAUUCUAGUGAGGAGUAUUUGAUGGGCUUGCUAUCCUUGCCAGAAGCCGUAAGGUCCAACCAGUCAGCUUUCUUCCUUGCGCACGGAAUGAAAGAUUUCUAUGAAUACAUGAAUCAGAUUGAUGACUCUCCWUACGACAAGUCCAAGCAGUUCAGAGGUUCGUCGACCGUGAUGAUUGGAAGCGACGAGAGAAGGCGAGAGUUCGCUGACUACUUCAACAAAGGACAAGCCAUGCGGGUAAAACUCCUUCUUUUACCAGAAGUCAAAGGAAUACCAACCGUAUAUAACGUCUAUCCAUGGUCCACUUGUAAAAGAUUACUAGACGCAGGAGGUUCAACUGGCUCGUUUCUUGCCUCUAUUCUUAAGCAGCCUGAUUGCCAGGACAUCCAGGGGUUUGUUGCAGACCUACCUGCCGUGGUAGACACUGCACUUCAGGAAUACCACCAGCUUGGACUCCCAGAGAACCGUAUCAAGUUCCUCAAGCACAAUUUCUUUGAGCCUUAUCCCAAAGAUUUUCACGUUGACGCGAUCGUUUUCAAGAAUACCUUAGUCAUUUUCAGUGUUCAGGAAAAGAUCCAGAUUAUACGAAACUGCCGUUCUGUUCUACAUGAAGGAGGGAAAGUUCUUGUCUUGACACUUUGUGUGAACGACGCGGGUGUCUUGCAUAAGAACGUUGGGAUUAAUGGGAUUCAACAUGGCGUUCACGCAGUUCUAACGUCCAACUUCUUGAACGGCGUUUACAAAACAAGAAGCGAGUCAGAAAAGGAUUUCAGGGAAAUUGGGAAUCAAGCGGGCUUUAAACUCUCCAACAUCUAUGAAACGUUCCUUGGUGGAAUCACAAUCUUCGAACUUUCAGCCAUUUAACAAACACUGAAUGCAUAACAAAAGAACCAGGCAUGUACAAUAGAUACUGUUCCUUAUAUACAAGAUUCUUUUAAUAUUGUUUAUAUACACCUAAUUGAAAAAACGUAGUCGGGUUUGAGAAAGUCAUAUCAUCGAAGCUAAGACCGACUAAAGGGUUUUGGGUACUCCGUAAUGGGACGAAUUACAUUUGCAUAUAGACAUGUAAAAAUGCACAGUAGAGCAAAGUCAGUCGACCUAGAUUAACAACAUGCCGAAGCCAUGAUGCAUAAAAUGUGCACAGGAAGGAAAAACUGCAAUACGCAUGAAAUUAGCAUAAUUGUUUGUCUUCCCAUGCUCCCCUUCGGUCUUAGCUUUGUGGCUACUGGCGUUUUUGUGGCUACUGCUUCGAUAGAAGCGUAGCCAUAAU
Molecule: messenger RNA, 1667 nt
Organism: Actinia tenebrosa (Australian red waratah sea anemone)
Lineage: Eukaryota; Metazoa; Cnidaria; Anthozoa; Actiniaria; Actiniidae
Source: RefSeq, a predicted model, not a curated record